CAGGAAGAAGGCUGAUCGGGUUACACAGCUGCAGGGGAAGCGCAGUUUAUUCCUGAUGGCAGAACGAAAGUUUUUGGUGGCCCAGCUGACAACAUUUUUAAGAGAAGAUCGGAUACAGCUAUGGAAAGCUCCGUAUACCACAGAAACGCAAGAGACAGGUCCUGAACUCAAAGAGCUUUCGCAAAGAUACUCUGACCGGCUGAAAUACAAUGUGGAGGACAUCACCGGCGCUCUGGAGGAAAUUCGCUGUUGCGCAAUCCAGCGUGGAACUGGAAACCAAACGUUUAAGACAAAGGGAGUGGCCACUCUGCAAGUUUUCCUGCCAAGGAAACAGAAUAAGGGCUCCAGAAACUUCAUUGAGACUUCCCUAAAUGUUACUGGAAAGGAGCUGAGGAGUCAGAUAGCACAAACAUAUGGAUUACAAGAAGAUUACAUAAAAAUAAUCAUUAACAAGAAACAGCUUGAAAUGGACAAAAUGCUGCAGGAACAAGGCGUCAGCCACAACAUCAAGGUGCUUGUCCUCGAGUUGCAGUACACAGAGGAGGAGGCCAAAAAGCGAACGCACGAAGAAGAAAAAGAAAGAGAAAAUGCAGAGAAAAGAGACGAGAAUAUAAAGAAGAAGAUGAUGCGCACCAAGAAGGGUCUGGAGAUCUUAGCUGAGAGGGGUGAAUCAUAUGACUCAGAAAGAGCUCCGUACCUUGAGAUAGCCAAUCAAACAGGAAAGCCGCUCAACAUUCCUCAAGCUGCAAAAAAGGCGCUGAUGCUUGCCAUGGGCUAUCACGAAAGGGGGCGAGCAUUCCUGAAGAGAACAGAAUAUGCCUUAGCGCUGCCCUUUCUCCUGGACGCAGACAAACAUUUCUGUGAGUGUGGCAGCGAGCUGCUGAAUAUGGUUGAUAAUUAUGCCGUCCUCCAACUUGAUAUUGUGUGGUGCUACCUGCGCCUGGAGCAGCUGGACUGCCUGGAUGAUUCAGAGAGCAAGCUGGACAUAGCCCAGAAGUGCUUCAAUAAAUGCUACGGAGAGAACCACGAGCGGCUGGUCCAUAUCAAAGGAAGUUAUGGCCGAGAGAAAGUGCUGUUCCUAAGGCUUUAUCUGCUCCAGGGAAUAAUAAGUUAUCACAGCGGGAGAGCCCAACAGGCAGCAGAGAAGUUGGCCAGGGCAAAAAGCUUAUACAAUGAGCUCUCUAUAGACCCCAGCAAAGUUGAGACCUUAUUACAGCUGGGCUUCUCUGCACAAGAGGCUCGCCUGGCUCUCAGAGCCUGUGAUGGCAAUGUCGAACAUGCUGCAAACCACAUUGAAUGCAAAAGAGAGGAAAAAGCCAAACUUAAAAAGGAAGAGAAGGAGAAGAGGAGGAAGAGACUGGACAAGAUAAAUAUCCUGAGAGGCAUGGGGUAUUCGGAACGAGCUGCGGCAGAGGCACUCAGCCAAACUGGAGGAAACAUUGACCGGGCUGUUCAGCUUCUUCUUGAUGCCCCAGAACAAUUAAUUCCAAGUGGUAACCCAGCUAGCAGCAGUUCCUACCAGGUUCCACCGGAGAGUGUUGAUCAGUUGGUGUAUAUUGGCUUUAGCCGGGAAGCAGCGGAAUCCGCCCUCAGACUGUUUCAGGGUAACACCGAGCUGGCCUCCCAGGUCCUGGCUCACCACCAGGGAACUCUGCCGUCUCAGCUGCUGCAGGAACUGGAGAAAUCAUCUGUGCCGUCAUCCUCCGAGGCUGCAGGGUCGAGUUCCUCCAGCGCCGAGGAGGGGGAUAUUGAUCCGGUGAAGGAGAUUUUGGACGACAUUCCAGAACACGAGGAGGAUUAUCUGGAUCUGACAUUAGAGGAGGAAGGAGUCGCGCUCACUGAGUAUCUUUCUUACUUAGAGAAACUGUAGCCUGUGCCAACAUGGCUCCCAAACCUUUAUAUGAUCACUAGGGCUUUUAUACCAGAGUGCUGGCCAAUCAGCGCCCUUUGUUUUUACUAAACCCUCACCCUUUCCCGCCUGUAACAUCUCUGCCCAGACAUUGGUCUUCCCCUGUAUCCUGCAAGAAUGUUCCAUACGUGUUGCCAUUGUGUUUCACUCCGCCUGUCCAAUAGGGUGCGCUGGCCAGUCUAAUGGGGAGGAUUAUUUCCUGGACAAUCUAGUUUGACUAGCCAGCAGAAAAACAUGGCUUCCCUUCUUCUGCCUCUUGCCCAUUCAAGGGGUGGGACCAUUAAAACCCGUGCGGAGUGAUGUAACCCAAAGCAACAAAUCAUCAGCGUUUAAAAGCAAGCUUCUGAUUGGUUGCAUUGUACCUUUAAAGUGUUAUACGCCCGUGGGGUCAGUUUUUUCUCAGCGUGGAGAGACUGGGCAUGCCUAAUAUACAUUAAAGAGACAGACACUCACCAGCUGUGUUAGAAUAACAACCCCCAUCACCCUCAGCAGGUAGCUGUGUAUCAUGGGAGUUUUAGUUCAGCAAUAUUCUAAGGGCUAAGGUUGAAUAUACCUUCUCUACUCCCUGUAUGUGAACCUGUAUCAUCGUUUUAGUGUAGAGAAUAUGGACCUCCUUUGGGGGGAGAUUCCCCUGGUCCCGGCAAACUGAUACCAGCAGGGAAUUAGAGCGCCAGGCUGCCAACAUAAGGCAGGAGGAGUGCAGUAAUAAAGCAUUUCCAUGUGACAUACUAUAAGAAAUAGAAUAUGUGACUUGCACAGAUUUAUUACUCCCUGCCGUUGACAGUUAGUUCCCCUUUAAAUAACCCAUUUUUCCUUCUUUAUCUGAUUUGCUCUUCCUCCUACAGUGCCUUACAGUGUUCUUUAUGGGAAUGAACCCAUCAUAAAUCUAUGAAAUACACCUUUAUAGGGUUUUUAUCAAUGGUGCUCCAAAUUACAGAGCAACCCCAUAUCUGGAAAUGUAAUAUCCUAUUUCCAGACCUUUGUAUAUAUGUUUAUAUAUAAUAUCCAGCCUGCAUCUCAUCAGCAACAACGCCCAGUAUGUUAAACACUUUGAAUGCUGGGAGUUGUGGGACAGUACCAGCUGUUGGGCUGGUCUGAUGGAUAGUGUUGUAGGCCCGUGUCAGACAAGAGAACACUGGGCAGUCUAUUUAUUAGUCACUCCUGCUCGGCGCCCCCUACAGGUGCCUUAAUGAUACACAGUGCCCAGUAGCACAUCGUUGUACUGAGAGUGGGCAUAGCAGCAGGUUACUGGUACCCCAAGUGCCUUGAUUUCUCCUCUUUGCAGUGUUUGUGGUGUUUUACUGUUUUAUGUAUGUUUAUCUGUAUUCCCUGCAGCACUAGGGGCACAGGGAAAUAUGGUGGCAUUUGCCAUGAGAAUAAACCUGUUGAAUGAA
Molecule: messenger RNA, 3303 nt
Organism: Xenopus tropicalis (tropical clawed frog)
Lineage: Eukaryota; Metazoa; Chordata; Amphibia; Anura; Pipidae
Gene: nub1
Product: negative regulator of ubiquitin-like proteins 1
Source: RefSeq, marked provisional